This is a messenger RNA of Entrophospora sp. SA101, 1335 nucleotides long. The record is from the annotation of a GenBank genome assembly. NCBI's taxonomy places the organism in Eukaryota, Fungi, Glomeromycota, Glomeromycetes, Entrophosporales, Entrophosporaceae.
AUGUUUGCUUCAAAAGUUAACACCUUUUGUACUUCUAAAGUGUUAAGAAGGCUGUAUAACAAGUCCUUACUUCUAAAUAAUAGAGUAUCAACCUCGUCAAGAGCAUUCCAAGAAUUGACAAAGGAUGAAAAAGGAGAAAAAUUCCAUUUUCCAGGAACUAGAAAUAGCUAUUUUACGAGCAAAAUGCAAUUUAUUCAAAGCAUUGAUCCUAUACCAACAUAUCGAGUAAUGGAUGAAAAUGGAAAGGUUUUAGCUUCAGAUCAGGAGCCGUCUGUAUCAAAAGAAUUCGCCAUCAAAAUCUAUAAAGAUAUGCUUACAUUAGACACGAUGGAUCUUAUACUUUAUGAUGCUCAAAGACAAGGACGUAUUAGUUUUUAUUUGACGAAUUAUGGGGAAGAGGCAUAUAUUGGUAGUGCUGCAGGAUUAGAUAGCCAAGAUAUGAUUUUUGGACAAUAUCGUGAAUCAGGAGUGCUAUUAUAUAGAGGAUUUACGUUGGAACAAUUUAUGAAUCAAUGCUAUGGUAAUGAAAGGGAUUUAGGUAAAGGUAGGCAAAUGCCUGUACAUUAUGGAUCUAGAGAAUUAAAUUUUCAAACUAUUUCUUCACCACUUGCAACACAAAUUCCACAAGCAUCUGGAGCAGCUUAUGCAUUUAAAAGAGCUGGAAAAAAUAAUUGCGUUGUAUGUUACUUUGGUGAAGGUGCUGCCAGUGAAGGUGAUUUUCAUGCAGCAUUAAAUAUUGCAGCAACUUUGAAAUGCCCUGUUAUAUUUUUUUGUCGCAAUAAUGGAUUUGCAAUUUCAACACCAGUAUCAGAACAAUAUAAAGGAGAUGGUAUUGCAAGCCGAGGUAUUGGAUAUGGAAUUGAUACAAUUCGUGUUGAUGGAAAUGAUGUAUGGGCUGUUUACAAUGUUACGAAAGCAGCACGACGCUUAGCAAUUGAAGAACAUCGACCAGUUUUAAUUGAAGCUAUGUCAUAUAGGGUAGGGCAUCAUAGUACAUCGGAUGAUUCAACAGCAUAUCGUUCAAAAGAAGAAGUAGAAGGCUGGAAAAGGUUUGAUAAUCCAAUAGUCAGAUUUCGAAAAUGGCUUGAAAUCAAGGAAUGGUGGAAUAAUAAAGACGAUGAAGAAUUUCGACAAUAUAUUCGAAAAGAGAUUUUAAAAUCAUUUUCCAAGGCAGAAAAACUUCAAAAACCAUCAAUAACAGAAUUGUUUAGCGAUAUAUAUGAUAAACACACACAGAACAUUAUUAAUCAAAAACAAAAAUUAAAAGAAUUGAUUCAAAAAUAUCCAAAUAAUUAUCCAUUAAAAAAAUAUAAGAACGAAGGCAAAGAUUUAUAG